Molecule: messenger RNA, 1252 nt
Organism: Cataglyphis hispanica
Lineage: Eukaryota; Metazoa; Arthropoda; Insecta; Hymenoptera; Formicidae
Product: odorant receptor 4-like
Exons: 9
Coding region: 1-1188 (395 amino acids)
Biological process (GO): sensory perception of smell; detection of chemical stimulus involved in sensory perception of smell
Cellular component (GO): plasma membrane
Molecular function (GO): olfactory receptor activity; odorant binding
Source: RefSeq, a predicted model, not a curated record
AUGAUCUGCAUUGAGACGCAACAUUUUAAUCUCAAUCGAACUCUCCUACUCGCAAUUGGCUUAUGGCCAUAUCAAAAAUCAAAAUUAGUUCAAUUUCAGACAAUCUUAUUUUUUAGUAUUUUGAUAAGCUUUGUUAUAUUCCAGCUUACAGCGUUUAUAACCACAAUAUGCACUGUUGACUUUAUCAUCGAAACUUUUUCUACCGCAUUAGUCUUUAAUUUCUAUGUAAUUAUAUACAACAUGUUCUGGAUUAACACUCAUCAUGUGAGAAAUUUGUUGGAACAAUUACAGUAUAUCUGUAAUGAAUUAAGAGACAAAAAUGAACUUGCUAUCAUUAAAAAAUAUGGAUAUUACACAAGACGAUUUACUGCUAUAUUUACAUUGCUCGGUAUAUGCACUAUAUUCUUUCUUAUUUUACUGCCAAUUUGGCCUCAUGUGUUUGGUACUCUUCUGCACAUAAACAAGUCUCGAAUAGAGAAUCAGGCAAUACAAAUCACGAAUGAGUACUUUAUCGAUCAAGAAAAAUAUUUCUAUUUAAUUUUGUUGCAUAAAAACGCAGUGUUUUGCAUUGGAAUAACUACGUUGACAGCGACGGGAACAACGCUUUUAGGAUGCGUUAUACAUAUAUGUGGAAUGUUUAAAAUUGCAAGUUAUCGUAUUGAAGAAGCAAUGUCGACGAAAAUGCUCAAAAAUAUUAAUCUGAAGAAUCAGACAAUGAUUUAUAAAAAAAUAUUUUAUGCCGUCGAAAUCCAUCGCAAGACUAUAAAGUUCACCGACAUGCUUAUAUCUAGUUUUGAAGGCUCAUUUCUGUUAUUAAUAAUGUUUUUUGUGAUUUCUUUGAGUCUGAAUACUUUUGCAGUUUUUCGUAAUGCAUCACUUGGAAAUAAGGAAGUAUUUUUAUUCCACCUAUUAUAUGUAUUUACCAUUUAUUUAGAUAUGUUUCUAUAUAAUUAUGCCGGUCAAGAGAUUACAAAUUACAGUAAUCAUGUGUAUUUUACAGCAUAUAAUGUUCGAUGGUAUUUGGCACCAUUAGGUGUACAGAAAAUGAUACUCUUUAUUUUACAAAAUGGCAGCAAAACUUUCCACCUAAACAUCGCUGGAUUGUUUGUUAUAUCCAUAGAGUGUUUCGCCACGUUAAUAAAAGCAUCGAUGUCCUAUUUUACCUUUAUGUAUUCUGUCCAGCAAUAAUGUGAAGAUACACUAUCUAGCAUAAAUAGCCAAAAAAUAUUUUCCACAUUUAAAUAAAUUUUGC